Messenger RNA from Penicillium verhagenii, 1326 nucleotides. RefSeq names its product MCT family MFS transporter. Lineage: Eukaryota; Fungi; Ascomycota; Eurotiomycetes; Eurotiales; Aspergillaceae. Gene Ontology annotation, molecular function: transmembrane transporter activity. Gene Ontology annotation, biological process: transmembrane transport. Bases 1 to 1326 code for a protein of 441 amino acids. The transcript has 4 exons. Gene Ontology annotation, cellular component: fungal-type vacuole membrane. The record is from RefSeq and is a predicted model, not a curated record.
AUGUCGCUCCAAGGUGCCAAGUCUGCGCAUUCAUUUGUUGAUCCAGAGCAUACCAUUGACGAAACCACUCCAGAGCCCAAGCUCGCCGAAGUAGAGGCGCCCAAACCACCAUGGACAAAUGAUGCGCCUGAUGGAGGCCUUACUGCUUGGCUAGCUGUGCUAGGCGCAUGGUGUGCCUUAUUUUGCACAUUUGGCUGGAUCAAUAGUGUGGGCACCUUCCAGGACUACUAUGAGACUACCCUGCUGCGUCAAUACUCUUCCAGCACAAUUGCCUGGAUUCCUUCUCUGCAGAUUUUCUUCAUGUUUGCCAUGGGACCAAUCAUCGGACAACUGUAUGACAGAUUCGGACCCCGCUACAUCAUUCUCGGAGGCUCAUUUCUCCACAUCUUGGGCCUGAUGAUGGCAUCCAUAUCCAAAGAAUAUUACCAACUCCUCCUCUCCCAAGGCGUCUGCAGCGCGAUGGGAGUAUGCGCAAUUUUUCAACCCUCAAUGAACGUUAUCCCAAGUUGGUUCGACAAGAAGCGGGGCGCCGCCUAUGGAAUUGUCGCAACGGGCUCGAGCCUUGGGGGCGUGAUAUUCCCGAUCAUGGUUAGUCGGUUGAUUGCCGAGAUCGGGUAUGGGUGGGCGAUGCGAGUGGCUGCGUUUCUUAUCAUGUUUCUGUUGGCGAUUACUGCUCUUACUGUGCGUUCGAGGGUGCCUCCGAGGCCGAGAAAGAUGGACAAAGACACGCUUCUCAGACCUUUUAAGGAGGUCAAGAUGGUGCUUCUUGUUUUGGGAUUUGUGUUUUUGACGUUUGGGGUUUUCAUUCCGAUUGAUUAUGUGGUUGUUCAGGCCCUGAGUGCUGGAAUGAGCUCUAAUCUUGCCCAGUAUCUUGUUUCCAUGCUUAAUGCUGCAAGCCUGUUUGGCCGCAUGUUGGCUGGUAUUUUCUCUGACAAGGUUGGGCACUACAACAUUCUUGUCAGCGCAUGCUUUCUUGCCGGUGUGCUUGUUUUGGCGUUGUGGAUUCCUGCUGCGAGCAAUGCCUCUAUCAUCGUCUUUGCUUGCGCCUUUGGGUUCGCUUCAGGGGCUUACGUGUCCCUCGCUGCUGCGCUGGUGGUUAAGAUCUCACCAUUCCCAGAGAUAGGUUACCGGACAGGCUUGCUGUUUCUGUUUUCGUCAAUUGGUGGUCUAACAACCAACCCGAUUGCAGGUGCAAUCUUGCAGCGUGACGGUGGCUCUUACACGGGCAUGAAGAUAUUCUCUGGUGUUUUCCUGCUAGUUGGGAGUGUGUUAGUGCUAGCUGCUCGACUUCAUCACACGGGACUAGUGUGGAAGGCUAAGUUUUGA